This is a messenger RNA of Trypanosoma theileri, 999 nucleotides long. Its product is annotated as putative mitochondrial carrier protein. Gene Ontology annotation, cellular component: mitochondrial inner membrane. Gene Ontology annotation, molecular function: ATP:ADP antiporter activity. The record is from RefSeq and is a predicted model, not a curated record. The transcript has a single exon. Bases 1 to 999 code for a protein of 332 amino acids. Gene Ontology annotation, biological process: mitochondrial ADP transmembrane transport; mitochondrial ATP transmembrane transport. NCBI's taxonomy places the organism in Eukaryota, Euglenozoa, Kinetoplastea, Trypanosomatida, Trypanosomatidae.
AUGGGGAAUACCAGUUCUUCCGAUACGUCACGGGAGGGGAGGCUCGUAGAUGAAGAAUUGGUUAGUGAUGCUUCUGCUGCUGCUGCUUCAGAUUCUACCGUAGUACCAGACGAGUACUACGUCUCCAUUGAAAAUAUUCAUUUGCUUUGGCUGGGAAAGACUGUAGGCCGCACCAUAAUAGCACCGCUUGACCGUGUAAAGUUUAUUCUACAGUGUCAAAAGGAAUUGCAGCGGUUAGGAACAUUAGAGGGAACAUUUCGUGGGGCAUGGCACUGUGCCCGUCAUAUUGCUACUGUGGAGGGGUACCGUAGUUUCUGGCGUGGAAAUCUAAUUCAGGUGGUUUCCCUACUUCCUAUUACGAUUGCACAGAUAUUUAUUGGACUUCCAACACAGGCGUUUGUAUUUAAUCUCUUUCCACAUUCCUCUGCGUUAGGGUAUACUACCGCCUCCUACGCGGCUCUUAUCUCUGGAGCAUUAGCAGCCUCUAUGGUAUCUUAUCCACUGGAGUUUGCACGUUUUCGACUUGCCGUAGACCUCAAACCCUUCCGUGGUGCCUCUUACGAGUACCGUAACAGCAUGGCCUUCUUUGCCCACCCUGUAUUAAAUGAGUUCCCCCAUCUUCUCUACAAGGGACUUGGACUCUACGUGAUGGGCAGUCUGGUCUACCAGUCGGUGCAUAAUCUCCUGCUUGGACUUGUGGGCCCAUUUGUGCCCCCGGAGACGCCCAGCAGCGGCCCCGCCACCAUCGCCGCGCAGGUCGCCACCGGCCUGACCGUCUCGGCCCUCUCGACCCUCUGCCUGCACCCCGUCGACACCGUCCGCCGGCGGGUGAUGAUCGCCGCCACGGAGGAGGACCUCCGCUACCCGUCCAGCGUCCACUGUCUGCGGCACAUUGUGCGGACGGAGGGACCACUCGGGCUCUACCGCGGCGCCGCCUUCACACUGCUGCGCAUGACCGCCACCACAGCUCUCUUCACCUUCGCACGCAUUCCCACAUGA